AUGGCGUCCCAGUCGCACGACGAAUCGCUCCUGGAAGCCGUCUUCAACCACAUGGUGCUUCCACCCAAGCUUCCAGACGCCCCAGAGGCUGAUUCGAUUCCUCUGAGCUGGGACUUGACGGAGCGCCUCAUCCGAGCCUGCAAGCACUUGCAAGAUCCAGAAGCGGACAUGCCCUGGAAAAUGAUCGAGGUGUCUCUGCGCUUGAGCCGUGAUGUGCUGCCUCCCAUCUCCAAGGAGACGCUGGCCGUCGCCUUGUCGGCGAUUGCAGACGGAGACGGCUCCGAGUGCCUUGCGCUGCACGUCGCGCAGCAAAAUGCGGCCAUGAUUCUUUACAAAAACAAGAAGACCGAAGAAGUAACCUUCGAGGCAUUCGAGGUAUCCCCCUCGACCGGCGCCGUGCUGGAUACCCACCAUGCUCUUCGCUGCGCCUUCCCCUGCCGUGCCGUCGCCAUCCCCGCCGCCGAGCUAGCCGACCCGUCGUUCUGCGACGCCCUCGCCGACUUUACGGAGCAGGCCGCCGACACGGCGCUAGACCGGUUCGCGGCGCGCGCGUGCAAGGGCGGCGCCACGGUGGUCGAGGUGCGCGACACGCCGAGCCCGGCGCUCAUCACCGAGAUGCUCUUCUCCUUUCUUGAAGCCAUCGGGAGGCCAGUCCCCGCCCACACAGUGCAGAAGCGAGUAAGGGACGACGUGGUGCUGGGCUCGGCCGAACGGCCCUGGAGGCGUUCGCCGUAUUGGCUGAUGUUGCGCGUCUUUGUUCAGCGCGUCAUCGCCAUUUCCUGUCUGGAUGAGGGACGGUCAAGCCGGCUCAGCUUCAAACUCGUCAUGUGCGUCGUCUUGGCGCACCUCUUGUCUGAUUGCCAGAACCACAUUGAGCCGGAAAAGGUGCUGAUGCUGCAGGCAAAACUCUGUCGCCGACUUGCCAAGCUGGAGAACGAGCUUAAAGAGGUAUCCUCGCCGCAGCACGAUGGCUGCGGUGCGCAAUUUGCCCAGCAUAGGCCCUUUUUUCAAGCGACCGUGACCGAAGCCAGGCGUUCUGUGGAAGGACUAUGGGAACAGUACAAGAAGAGAGCGGCGCGUCCGAUACCCAAACUGCCGUGGAAUGCUGAUCCGGCUGAUUUGGUCUUGAAACUCAGCAACAGCGAGCAGAGACUGAAGCUUCUCCUGUCCGCGAGUGUAGCGCCGCCGAAACGCGCCGGCAGCCGUUACUCCCCUUCGCAGGCCGAAGGAACGGUUAUGCAGGUGAACAAUCUAGCGGCGCGAUACGCUAGCGUUGUAAGCUGUGCCGAAAGGGCCAUGUUGACCCUGAAGAAAACUUUUGGUGCGGCAGACGAGGCAUGUAUAGAGCUGUCUGGGGCCAUGACGGAGUACAUGGAUGUCAUCCACGGCAACUUUGCCGAGGAUGCCAUUCUCGCAAGCCAUCAUCUGCUCAACCUGUUUGAGCUCUGGGUCGCCAUGGACUCUGCUGCCGUCAAAAUGUGCCCGCUUCUCGAGCGCUACCACCCUUCCUUUGCGGCCGAGGCGCUGGAUCUGCUCUGCUUCAUGUCUAGGGGCGACAUGGAACGGCUGCGUCUGAUCCAGGCCUACCUCGACAAGCGCAUCAAACUCAGCGGCGGCGAGGCUGCGCGCACAAUUUUCAGCGACCCGAAUCACGGGGCGUCGUUUCCCGCCGCGUACAUGGACGCGGAUGACGACGAGUCGUCGCGGAUGGCGCUUCUGAUGGCGCGCAUCGAGCAGGCGUCGGAUGAAUCCGAGGCCACCAAGAGGCGCGAGCUCGUCAAGGUCAUGGCACAGUACGAGACGCUGUCCGCCGAGAUGAAGACGGGCACCUGCGUCUGCAAGCGCCUGCCGGACGGCACCCUAGACGUGCGCGGCUGCCGGCGGUGCUACAAGGCACGCUGCCGCUACCGUCUUAGAGUGCAGGUGCACGAAGGAUUCAUGCCGAGGGGGAGGCCGAAGAGAGCUGCGGUUUUGCUCGAGCUCGGGAUGCCCGAAUAUCUGAUCAUGUAUCGCGAUGCCACCUGGCGGCUGCGCAUGCUGGGCCACGACCGGAGCAAACUAGGUAGGACAUCGGCGGAGCCAGCCAUUCUGGUCGCCAAGUUUGCUCCGCUGAGGAGGUUUGCCAGAAAAGACGGCGUCAGGUCGACGCUGACCCUGGCAUCCCGAAACAAGGCCUACUUGCAGACCCAUUUUCGAAAGCUGAAGUUGCCCAAGACGGCGAAUGAAGUGCUGCUACCAUUUGGCCCGGCGUUUACCUACUAUGACGCGGAAAACGGCCUUUGGCUCGACGAGUGCGGCGACACCCCGUGGUAUCACCACAUGCUGGGACCGUGGCUUCCGGGCGGCAUCGCCGAUCCCUUCGCCGACGCGGCGCUGUACAUGUGCCCAGGGGAACACCCCAGCUCCUAUGAGACUUGCGCGACCCAGGACCAACACCCCGCGGGGAUGUCGCGUCAGGAGUUUGCUGCGUAUCAGACUGUCAUGGCCGGAACAUACCGGCGGUGGAUAGGGCUGACGAUGGAACUCGGUUCCUCGAACCUCAACCUCAGCAGCAGCGCGACGCAGCGGUUGUUCAGCCGCCUGGCGCUGCAGUCGGGCCCCCGGAAGCCCCAGGAUAAGCUGGAUGCCCUGGGUGAGGUGCACUCUGUGUUCCAUGACGACGCCUUUUGUACCUCACUAGCUCAUCAAACUCGCCAGCUCCUAAAAGCCUUGGAGUCUGGCCGGAGAGACCUGGAAGCCAUGAGCAUUGCCGUCACCUUGACGUUGCGGCUGCUCAGCCUCGGCCCGGAGAGCAUCCAGACGCUCGCGACGGAAUUGCUGCAAUCUAUACGCCAUCUCUUGUCCCUGUGGAUUUCGCAGCUUCGCGAGGAGGUAAGAUGCACGUCCGACGGCGAGAUAGCCUGCAAGGUUGCCUCGAACGCGUUCCGGGCCUCGUUGCUCAGCCGCCAGACCUUUCGUACCUGUCUUGCGGUAUCUGAAUGUCCGAGUCUGUCGCAAAACGAAGCGUUACAGUUUCUCAGGGCAUCCGUCGCGCUUUCAGAGAGUCUCAUUGUCAACCUGGAUGCCAUUCCGAAAGACCUUGAGCAGCUGCUGGCGCAGGAUAUGACCUGGGCUGCCCUCGGAAGCACCGCCAUUCGCGCAUGGACGCUGGCCAACACAGAGGCUCUGGGCACUAUUAUCAACGAAACGUGGGCAGAUGCGGGAGGAUCCAACCUGCGCUCGUUUUCCGAGUGGACGAGCUGCGAGGACGGGGAAUGGCUCACGUCGCGGACAGCAGCGACGGCACUCGUCUCCUCCCAGACGGUACACUACCACCCCCUCCGCGGCCAUCUCCUGAUUGACGGCAAGGCGCUCGGCAGGCUGCCUCUUGACAUCCGCCAAGAUGCGGGCCUCGUGGAGCUGUUCCCCGGCCAGCACCUCCUAACGCGAUCUUCAGGCGUAGCCGGGAUGGAGUACCAGAUCAUCAACGGCAGCGCCGCCCACCACGAGGUGCACGUCGGGCUGCGACAUGGAAGCGUCGUUAUCCGGGCGCGAACCUUUAGCCACCUCCUUGAGUACAUCCCGCGCGACAUGUUCAGAGGGGACGCCGAGCCAGAUCUCCCUACCGGGCUCAUCGACGGCUGCGUACACUGGCUGAACCUGCAGACGGGUGAGCUGGAGAUGCGCCGCAAGCCUAGCAUCUGGGCACCCAAGUCGUCCAACUGGGUCCUAAACGUGCGCAACCGCACCGCCGUGCGCGGGCGCUUCCGGGAGGGUGGAACGCGUCUAGUCGAGCCGCAGUCGCGACUCGGUCGGACUAUUGCCGACAUCUUUCGGCAUUUCGAGGAUCCCGGUAACCUGACCAUCUAUCAGCCGCUGAGCGACGUCGGGCGUCUGUCGGUCGAGAUCAAGCGGCUCGAGAUGCGCUUCUUCGUCAACCGCAAGGGUCUGCUGCAGUCGAUACAGCUCAAGUCGGAGAUUGACCCUGUGCAGGAUGUCGGGACGCUGCACGGCCUGCAGAGCAAGAUUGUCCUGCGGAACACAGCCAACCCGCGCCGCAAGAGCGUCAUGGUGCCCAUUGGGUCCGGCUGCGCCUGGCAGCGCGACGGGCCUCACGUUGCCGUGCGCGUCGAGAACCAGGGUAUUUAUGCCCUCUUUGCCGUCGAUCCCGUCCUGGGGCGGCUCAAGUGUGCGCCAGAGCCCGCGCUGCUGUACCUCCAGGCGCUGCUGCACGCCCUGACGUCGUUUCCCCUGCCGGAUGAGCUGACGGGGCGCACCGGGACCGAGGAAGCCUGCCGAUGCCUGACCGCAGCCCGCGGCCAGCCGUGGAAAUCGCUCAAUGUACUGCCCAAGGCAAUGCUGGCCAUGAUUCAGAAUGUCAGCCCCAAGAGAAAGUACUACCCGCCGACCAUGCGGCUGUACCAGCGUGUGGCGUGGGACGACAGCCUGACGGCGACGAUUCAGCACGAGCAGCUCGACGUCCUUGCCGCGGAGAUCCUGCAUCAAUCGGACAUUCUUGGUGCCUUUGACAGGUCUGCAGAAGACCAUGACCAGGACACGGUAAGCACAGAACCACCUAAGCUGCAUCAUCUUGCUCUUCGUGGCCUUGUUCGUCGGCAAGUCUACGAGCGCAGCAAGCUUUCUUCUGAUUCUGAGCUGCUGCUCCAAGCGAGGAAUGAUAGCGUCCAUCGCCCACGAGGUGUUGAGUUCCGGGACAAGGAGAGCACCCGAGUCUAUCAGACCGUCAAGUGGCUGCGGGCAGAGUCUAGUACUAUUCCCAAGCCAAAGUCUUUGUCUAAGAUGCUCAAACGCUGGAGCGUCAUGGACGGCUUCCUCGGUACCUUUUCAACACUCGACAUUGCGCGGGUACUGAGUAUCGAGACGUGCCAGGCGUUUGGACCCCUGGUUCAGCGUCUAAGGGCCCCCGACGCUGCCUCGGACUACAUGACGCAGCUGAGCCUUGCUCUAUUUGCAUACAGCAGGGAGGACAGGUCGGUGAUCCUGCAUUGGUUGGUGGCAAUUGCAACGACUCCUGAGCUCAAGGAGCCGGAGCCACCUACGACGAACCAGUUUCGCGAAUUUAAACAGUAUCAAGGAUUCGACGUGACGAAAGUUCAAUUGCUCAUCGCGUCCUGCCAAGCCGACUAUGCCACGUAUCAGUCGAGGCACAGCACAAAACAGCAGGGGAAGAAAAAGAAGAAGCUGGCUGCUGACUUGUACAGUGAAGACACGUACACUAGCGACAUUGCGCAAGAAUCGGGGAAGCUGGCGUCCAAGCUGCAGAGUUGUUGGCCAGAUCUACCUCUCACCCGCCAGGCAUUCAAUGUUACCUGCAGCGAUCUGGCGCUGAAAAUGGUCGACAUAAAGAGGACGUGGGAUGCUUUAGGGGCAGACAUGCGUCAGCUGACGCACAAUCACGCUCUUUCAGAGUAUGCAGCGUCGCUGGCAGCAACGGCGCAGCAGCUUCGCAACGAUGGCCAUGCCUAUGGCGCAGAUGUCAAUGUCCAGUGGCGUCAUGCGAUGGCAAAGCUUACUUCGUCAAGCGGCGUGUUGGAGCCCUCGUUACGCCAGGUUCAUUCCAUUACCGAACUACUCCGUCGCUGUCGAGUCAAAAAUAGUGCGGCUCCGGUGAACGUGAGCACCAACAGGGCAUCUCUUUCUGAAACACAACGCACGCCGAAUGCCGACAUUUUGCAGCGACUGCCAGCCAUUUCGAAGGAAUUGACCAUUCUGUUUGACCUGGUGCAGCCUUUUAAGCUGUCUCAAGACAUCAUGCAGAAGCAAUACGGUGAGGAUCUGGAAAACUCCAUUGCGGCCAUGGCGGCGUUUCUGGAGAAAUCACAGGCGCGCCCCCUGCCCAUGAGCUUUGACAGUGUCGUGAAGCAAAUUGACGUCGCAGAGCGUAGUGUCAAGAUACAAGUCUCAACUCUACACGACCUGCUCGCGAAGCAAAGCCCAUGCCACUUGUGGCUCAGAGAAGGCCGAAUGUGGCCCUGCGAUUCUCUAACCGCACUACUCGAGCAGCUACGCGCCAACAACUACAACUCAUUCUCACCAGGCAUUCAACACGCGCUCGUUAGCCUCGGUCUCUCCGUCUCCAAACUCCAGCAUCUCCAGCGAAUCCAUCAUGCACGGCUGAGCCUGGAUGACAAGACGCUACGCCAGGAGACGACCAACUGGGGACACUCCAACUGGAACCCAUCAGAAUAUCCAGAAUGGCUGCUACUGGAGAUUGACAACGAUAUUCUGAUACGGCCAGUGCAGGUAGAUGUCGCAAAAGCCAUAAUAUCUCCGCAGUCCCGCCGCAAUUCAGUGCUGCAGAUGAACAUGGGCACAGGGAAAACAUCCGUCGUCAUACCAAUGGCCGCCAUCGUACUCGCCGACACUUGCAAGCUCUGCCGCGUCGUCGUGCCGAAAUCCCUGCUGCUGCAGACGGCUCAGGUGCUCCAAAGCCGAAUCGGCGGGCUCGUCGGGCGCCGGCUGCGGCACGUUCCGUAUUCCCGUCGCUCGCCGUGCGACGCCUCCAUCCUGUCUCGCUACCAUCGCAUGCACACCGAGAUGCUGCAGACGGGCGGCAUCAUGCUGUGCCUUCCCGAGCACAUUCUGUCCUUCAAGCUGAGCGGGCUGCAGCGACUCGUGGAUCGCCGACCGGAGCUGGGACGGCGCAUGCUGCAGAUUCAGGCCUGGCUGCAGGACACCUGCCGCGACGUGCUGGACGAGUCGGACAUGACGCUGUCCGUGUACACACAACUGAUUUAUCCGAGUGGUCAGCUGGCGACGCUCGAUGGGCACUCGCACCGAUGGCUUGUGGUUGAGCAUCUGCUCGGUCUAGUAGAGAGCCAUUCUGCGAGACUGCAGAAGAUGUUCGAGGGCCAGGUGGUCGUUGUCCAAAGAUCUUGCGGGUAUCCUAUUUUCCAUUUCAUAACCAAGCAUCCCGAGAAUGCGCUCAACUCGUUCUUGGCCGACGAUGUCUGCAACGGCCGGCUGCCACAGCUUCAGAUUCGAGAGUCAGCAGGGAACGCAAAAGACGUCGUGAGGGCGAUUAUCAUUGGUUCUCACGUAUCAGCUUCGGAGUGGGAUUCUGCCAUCCAGUCCCUCAAAGACGAGUCAUUUGGCGCCAAAACUCUCUACCUUCUCCGCGGCCUCAUUUCGCAGCGCAUCCUCAUCCUCUGCCUCAAGAAGAGAUGGAACAUCCAGUACGGGCUGCACCCCGAGAGGCAGCCCAUCGCGGUGCCAUUCGAGGCCAAGGGCAUCCCUUCGCAGGCGGCCGAGUACGGGCAUCCAGACACGACGCUCAUCCUCACCUGCCUUACGUUUUACCAGCAGGGACUCUCCAAGGAGCAGCUGAAGCAGGGACUGCUAGGCGUCAUGCAGUCCGACGACGCCGCGGCGCAGUACGAUCGAUGGACCUGCUCCUGCGCUACGCUGCCCCCGUCCUUCCGCUGCUGGAACAUGCUUGACCCUGAAAAUGAUGCGCAAGUCGACGCACUUUGGGGCUACCUGCGGUUUGACCGCACCGUCAUCAACCAUCACCUCAACACGUACAUUUUUCCCGCGCACGCUAAGCAGUACCCGGUGAAGCUUUGUGCAUCGGGCUGGGAUAUUCCACUUCUGAGCCAAGAAGAAGAAGGGCGAGACGGCGCGCCAGAUGGCUUGACUACUGGCUUCAGCGGAACCAACGACAACAAGCGCAUCCUGCCGCAGACAAUCCGACAAAACGACUCUCCUCAGCUGCUGCACACGAAUGCGGAAGUACUGUGCCACCUGCUGGAGAGCAGAAACAGCGACUGCUACUUGACCAUGGAGGGUGGACGCCGAUUCGGCGAAGAAGACACUCUGCGAUUUCUCUGCCGCAAGGGAAUACGUAUCUUGAUCGACGCCGGCGCCCACAUUCUGGAGAUGGAAAACCAAGAUGUAGCCAGGACAUGGUUGAGCAUUGACCCGCAAGCCGAGGGUGCCGUGUACUUCGGGGCCAACAGCCAGAUCAUGGUUCGUUCUCGCUUUCAAAAGGACCCAAUGCCGCUUAUUGCCAGUCCUUUUGCGGGCGACCUUGAGAAAUGCGUCGUGUACAUUGACGAAGGACACACGCGCGGGACAGACUUGAAUCUGCCGUCCAACGCAAAGGGUGCAGUGACGUUGGGGUUAGGUCAAACCAAAGACCAGGCUGUGCAAGCUGCCAUGAGACUGAGGCAGCUCGGCACAACGCAGUCCGUCGCCUUCCUCACGCCACCAGAGGUACACUGCGGCAUCAUCGACCUGCGCGCCGCCCACACCGCCCAAGGCACGCGACACUUUGUCGUCACCUCGCGCGACGUGGUGCGCUGGCUGCUCGACCAGAGCUGCAAGGCCAACGAGCAGAUGCUGAGCCUGUACCUGUCACAGUGCCACAACUUUUGCCGCCGCGCCGACAUCCUGUGGCAGCACCCGGACCAUGCGUCCAACGACAACAGCCUGUCCGCGGUGUUGGGCGUGGUGCGGCAGGACGAGCAGCAGACGCUGCAGCAAAUGUACGGCCCUCAGGCAUCGGAUCAGCAGAUGCCCGGCUCCGUCGAGCUCACAUCUCCGCGGUUGCAGGGAUACGUGCGCAGCGUGACGCAGAUGGCGCGGCACGGGCAGCUGACCUCCACGUCGGCGCUCAUGCAGGUCGAGCAGGAGAGGGAGGUGGUGCUGCAGGUCGAGCAUAUGCGCGCCAAGGAGACGCGGGCGCAGCAUGUUGCGCUGGAGUUUCCGGGGCUUGACGCCGUCAUUGCGCGGUUCGCGGAGACGGGUGAGCUCGAUACACAGGAACCCGUCUUGCAGGCGUUUGACUACGUUGGGAAAACGAGACUUGGAGCACGCUUCGGCAUUCAAGCCACUGCAUCCCGUCUCUACGUGUCGCGCGAGUAUUGUCGGACUGUCGCGGCAGAUGCCACGGGCGAAGGGCCCGAUAUCGUGCGUCCUGUGCACUGGAUCCUGUGGAAUCCGUCCUCCGAAACAGCCCUCAUCAUCAUCCCCGAGGAAGCCGAUGCCGUCAUCCCGCUGCUCCGCGCCACGAGCCCGCCGCGCGUCUGGCUGCUGGCGUACGCGACGCCCGUGACCAAGUCAAUGCACGCCUUCCACUGCCUCGCCUACCUGACGGAGCCGCGGUGGCCGCUGGUCCGCGAGCUGCCCGCCUGGCUGGGCGUUGAAGUGGGUAUCAUCAGCGGCCGCCUGUACUUUCCGUACGCCGAGUACGGGCCGCUCCUCGAGUGGCUGGGGCUGCCGGAUGCUGGUGGUCACCUCGGCGGUGGUGGACGUCCUCCCGCCGGCGGCCGCAACAGCGACGAGCUGCUCGCGUUUCUACAAGCGUGGCUUGCGUUUCGGCGUCGGACGGAGGAUGUCUUGUAUACGCCUGUUGGUUUUGUGUGUCAAGGGCAGCGCCUGGCCGAAAACCACUUCUUCUUUUCGAGCACAACUAGGGCAAGCGCAGGCACAGAGCUGGCUACAGAGGCGGGUAUAUGA
This is a messenger RNA of Cordyceps fumosorosea ARSEF 2679, 9459 nucleotides long. RefSeq lists its product as hypothetical. The coding region runs from base 1 to 9459 and encodes 3152 amino acids. The record is from RefSeq and is a predicted model, not a curated record. The transcript is spliced from 5 exons. Lineage: Eukaryota; Fungi; Ascomycota; Sordariomycetes; Hypocreales; Cordycipitaceae.